AUGAACUUGCCUAAUGGUAGUGUCAAGAGAUAUUUGAACACGCUGGAGAAGCUAUUUCCAAAUGAUUUGGAACAAGUGAAGGAAACAAUAAAAAACACUUACCUCACAUUUGUUCCUUCUUUGACUUCUAUCAAUGAAUUACGACGUACUUCCAUUCCAAUCAAUUUUCCUCUCUCACCAGCAGUAGUGGAUGCUCUUCAAAUUAUAUCCUCCUUUCUCAACACUUCAAACAUUCAAGAUACCGUGUUAAGAAAAGUAUUCAUGAUCAUUGGUGCCUUGUUAGGGGAUGGAUGGAAAGACAAUUGUGCACUCACACUCCAUUACACGGAAUCACAAUUGAGAGAUGAAAUUAUAUUGUUCAUGGAAAGUAUUGCAAAAAAGAAGGAUUGUCAAUGGUACUCUGUCAAGUAUUCUAAAAAACUGGAGAAUGGAGAAUGGGAAUAUCGAAAGAUGAAUUAUGGAGGUGGAAAGGUUCAAUAUUCUGAAGAGGAAAAAGAAAAGCUCAUUAAUCAGUGGAUUCAAGAAGGAUUUGCACCUGCUUGUUUUGAUAUUCACUUUCCCCAUACAUUAUUCAACAAUUUGAUGAAAGAAUUGGGAUUCUAUGUGCAUGAUCAAACGAAAGGAAAGUUAAUCAAAACCAUUCCAUCCUUUGUGUACGAAUUGCCCAUGAAAUAUGCAUCUCCCUUGUUGAAUGGUGCAAUAUAUUCUGAUGGUCAUAUGAGUCCAAGUCACCAGAGAAGAAUGUCCUUUACACAAGUAGAUCAAAUCAUCAUGAAUGCUGUCAUGUUUUUGGGAAUGAUUUGUGGUUAUCAUGUCUCUGGAGUUCCCAAAUGGUAUGAGGAUGAGGAGGUCAUUUACAACGAGUCCUAUUUUACAGGAUAUGCAAUUUUAGGAUUUGGUGCCCCAGAAUUGGAAAAGAAACAGUAUCCACAGGGGAAAACACCACCUCAAAGUGUGAGAGCAAGAGUGGAACUAAUUGCAGAGGUUGAGGAACCACAGGAAUUGUAUCAUUUCACAUUUUUAAAAGAUCAAGUGGAUACCAUUCACACUGCCAAUGGCCUCGUCUUGGUUCUUGGUCAGAAUUUUUACCAGUCACUGAAUGUUGGUGAUCAUCAUGUUUUGAGUUAUUCUUCAUGUGAAAAUGAUUAUUUGCAAGUAUUACCAGAGUCCAUUCAAAAAGUAAUUCACGCUGUGGAUUAUUUGAAAGGAAGAGCAGAGACGACUGAAUCGCCAAAGAUUGUCAUUACAACACCGUCAUCGAAAAAGAGUGGUGGUGGUGACGAUUCUCCACAGAAACUUCCAGACAAUAUUCAACCAAACAUUGAGAAGAAGGUGGCUCUCUCUUUCUCCUCUUCCAGCAAGAAGAAGAAGAAGAAGACAUUGAUUACCGACAGUGAUGAAGAUGUGAUUGUGACUACUGCGUCAUCUUCAUCCAAUCCAAGCAAGAGAGGAAACACUGUGGUGAGAUUGGAACAGGAUAAAAAGAAGAAGAAGACUUUGAUUACGGAUAGUGAUGACGAUGUGAUUGUGACUACUGCGUCAUCUUCUUCUUCUAAUAAGGAGAGUCGUUUUGGAAAGAAUACAAGUUCUUCUGUGGCACAAUCUUCCUCCAGCAAGAAGAACAAGAAUGUGACUCCAUUGACCUCUUCAAGUAAGCGUGAUCGUGCUGUCAAGCAAGAUACUGGUUUGUCUUCCUCUUCGAGCAAGAUCGCCAAUUCUUCUGAAAAGAGUCUAUCUUCCUCCAACAAGAAUGUUCAUUCUUCGUAUCUACCCUCAAGAAAUCCGAUCUUGAAAGGAAAUCAUGAAAAGUCCAAUCCAAGCAAGAGGGGUAACACUGUGGUGAGAUUGGAACAGGAUAAAAAGAAGAGAAGGAAGACUUUGAUUACGGACAGUGAUGAUGAUGAGCAGUAA
Molecule: messenger RNA, 1911 nt
Organism: Naegleria lovaniensis
Lineage: Eukaryota; Heterolobosea; Eutetramitea; Acrasida; Naegleriidae
Exons: 2
Coding region: 1-1911 (636 amino acids)
Molecular function (GO): endonuclease activity
Source: RefSeq, a predicted model, not a curated record